Messenger RNA from Hyaena hyaena (striped hyena), 2246 nucleotides. RefSeq names its product atlastin GTPase 2 (gene ATL2). Gene Ontology annotation, molecular function: GTPase activity; GTP binding. Bases 15 to 1769 code for a protein of 584 amino acids. Gene Ontology annotation, biological process: protein homooligomerization; endoplasmic reticulum organization. Lineage: Eukaryota; Metazoa; Chordata; Mammalia; Carnivora; Hyaenidae. The transcript has 14 exons. The record is from RefSeq and is a predicted model, not a curated record.
UAAAUCGGUACAAGAUGGCGGAGGGGGACGAGGCAGCGCGGAGGCAGCAGCCGCACCAGGGGCUGCGGCGCCGGCGGCGGACCAGCGACCCAAACACCGGGGUUAACCACGUCUCGUCCACGACCUUCCUAGGUGAGAAUUAUGAAGAUGAUGACCUAGUAAACUCUGAUGAGGUUAUGAAGAAACCAUGUCCAGUACAGAUUGUUCUUGCUCAUGAAGAUGACCAUAACUUUGAGCUCGAUGAAGAAGCUUUGGAGCAGAUAUUGCUGCAGGAACACAUACGAGAUCUUAACAUAGUAGUGGUAUCCGUGGCAGGAGCUUUUCGUAAAGGGAAAUCAUUUCUACUGGACUUCAUGCUUAGAUAUAUGUAUAACAAGGAUUCUCAAAGUUGGAUUGGUGGAAACAACGAACCGUUGACUGGCUUUACAUGGCGAGGUGGUUGCGAAAGGGAAACAACAGGCAUACAAGUCUGGAAUGAAGUGUUUGUGAUUGACAGGCCUAAUGGAACAAAAGUGGCUGUGCUGCUAAUGGAUACCCAGGGUGCCUUUGAUAGCCAGUCAACUAUCAAAGACUGCGCAACAGUGUUCGCUCUAAGCACCAUGACUAGCUCGGUCCAGGUAUAUAAUUUGUCUCAGAAUAUUCAAGAAGAUGAUCUUCAACACUUGCAAUUAUUUACAGAGUACGGCAGACUUGCAAUGGAAGAAAUCUACCAGAAACCUUUUCAGACACUAAUGUUUUUGAUUCGAGAUUGGAGUUAUCCUUAUGAACAUUCAUAUGGCUUGGAAGGUGGAAAACAAUUCCUUGAAAAGAGAUUGCAGGUAAAACAAAAUCAACAUGAAGAGCUACAGAAUGUAAGGAAGCACAUUCACAAUUGUUUCUCAAAUCUUGGUUGCUUCCUUUUGCCACAUCCUGGUCUUAAAGUUGCAACUAAUCCUAGUUUUGAUGGGAGAUUGAAAGAUAUUGAUGAAGAUUUUAAGCGAGAGCUUCGAAAUCUGGUUCCCUUGCUGCUUGCCCCUGAGAAUUUGGUAGAAAAAGAGAUAAGUGGAUCUAAAGUCACUUGUAGAGAUCUUGUAGAAUACUUUAAGGCUUACAUUAAAAUUUAUCAAGGAGAGGAACUUCCACAUCCAAAGUCCAUGCUUCAGGCAACAGCUGAAGCUAAUAAUCUUGCUGCAGUAGCAGGAGCACGAGAGAUCUAUUGCAAAAGUAUGGAGCAGGUAUGUGGGGGGGACAAGCCUUACAUCGCACCUUCAGAUCUGGAACGAAAACACCUGGAUCUCAAGGAAGUGGCGAUUAAACAGUUUCGUUCAGUAAAAAAAAUGGGUGGAGAUGAAUUCUGUCAUCGUUAUCAGGACCAGCUUGAAGCUGAAAUUGAAGAAACCUAUGCAAAUUUGAUAAAGCACAAUGAUGGCAAAAACAUCUUCUAUGCUGCUCGCACCCCUGCCACACUGUUUGCAGUCAUGUUUGCUAUGUACAUAAUCUCAGGACUGACUGGCUUCAUUGGCCUAAACUCUAUAGCCGUCUUGUGUAACCUUGUCAUGGGGUUAGCACUGACGUCUCUUUGUACUUGGGCAUAUGUAAAAUACUCUGGGGAGUUCAGAGAAAUUGGAACAAUGAUUGAUCAGAUUGCUGAAACACUAUGGGAACAGAGGAGUCCCAGGAAGGUGUUUUCCAAACUGUUUGAAGUUACUAGACGUCGAAUGGUCCAUCGUGCUCUUUCAUCAGCACAGCGACAGAGACUGUCAUCCAACAAUAACAAGAAGAAAAAUUAGACAGUAUUUUUAACUUUUUUCUCUAUCUGAAGUGUUCACCCUUAAACAUGUAGGACAAUAAGCAGGACCGUCUGGGCCGGUCUGCAUAAAUGCUGUAUACUUACCAGAUUUGAUGCUGCAUAGAGGGUAUGGAAUUGCACAUCCAUCUCAUAGGAAUUGUAAAUGGUUUGAGUAGGAGGAACGUGAUUUUCGUUGCAUUAUAAAAUGUCUAACUGCAUUAUUUGUAGCAUCAUGCGUUUUUUGGGAGAAUCCUCUUUUUUUUUAAUUUCCCACAUUCCUGGUUAUUUUCUUCAUUGCUUUGAAUUGAAUUUUUAUAUCUAUUUUUAUAUGUAACUCUUUUUUUACCUCAUGUUUUUAUUUGUUUUGCACAUUUCUCAUGCCACAGGUAUUGAAGCCCCUGGGUGAUAAUUUGAUGGAGGAAAACAUAAGGCAGUCUGUAACAAACUCUAUCAAAGCAGGCCUGACUGACCAGGUGUC